UGUUGGUAGUUCGUAUAAUAGUUGUUUUCGUUCCAUUAUAAACACAUUUUUGAUGAUAAUAAAUGCCUAGAUAGAAAUGAAAUAAAUGCAAAUAUUGAAUCAAUUCUAUGAAAAUGUAUAAUUUUUUUAGUGUAAAAUUUCUGUUUUCUGCUCCAUUUUCAAUUCAAUCAAUAUUUAAUUAAUAGCGUUGUGUAUAAUUUAAAUGUAUAUAAUUUUAAUAGAAAAUGAUUGGAAGUACUUGUGUAGUAUGCUUAAAGCACACACGCCUGGCAGAGUCAUUAUUUCAACAUAAUGAAGAUUUAACAUAUGCAGACAUGAUUGCAUUUGUAGCUAAUAUUGAGAUAGUUGAAUCAAAAUCAGACAAGGCUAUGAUUUGUUUGAUCUGCCAACGUAAACUCAAGGAAUUGUAUGACUUUAAAGUAUUAAUACGAAGUUACAGAUGUACCAGAAUCUAUAAUUGAAAAAUAUGAGCAUGAUGAUGUUGAUGAUGAAGAUGACAAUGAUGAAAUAGUAAGUUAAGAAAAGUGCAAAUUCAUAAUUGUAUAUAUCAAUUGUUUUCAGAUUGGAUGAACUUACAAGAGUUAUGAUGACAUAGAAAUUAAGUAUUUUCCUAAAAAUUUAAUCUAUUUGUGUCACAUUUAUAAAUAAGUUUUCUGAGUAAUUCCAAAAUAGAUAAUAUGAGUGAUUUGGAAAAAGAAAUUAAAGAAAAAAUAUAAAACCAAUCAUGAGGCAGAAUUCGAAAUACCAAAUUAUAUAGUAUUCUGAUGCUGGGCUCUACUAUUGUUGGCUGGGCAACCUCAUUUGUGGUUCUAUGUUUUAAUUGAACCAACUGUUUUUUAUGUUAAUCAGCAAAGGAACUGGUGGGUUGUCUAAUUGUAAGCUACCACUGCUCACAAACACAUUGGCUAUCACAGAUACAUUCUCAUACUACUAUUUCACGCCGAACUUCUCGGUGUUUGUGGUACCUCCCCCCUGCAAUCUCGCCCAAUUCGUACAUAAGCGUAUUUAUUUCGUGCUGUUGUUCCAUAUGAAAAUCUUUCGUAUAGAAUAAGAUAAAUAAAAUAGCAUGAGAUAAAUAUUUAACUCAGCGUUAUAAAAAUACAUAAAAUUUUCCAUGAAAUUGAAAUUUAUUCGAAUAUCAAUACAUUAUGACAUUUCAGUCAGAUUUUUACAAUUUGGAUGAUUCUUAUCCAGAGUACCAGAAGGAUCACAAUAACAAGAAUAUAGAUAAUAAUAAAACCAGCAAAAAAUCCAGAUGCCUAAGAGUGUGUAUUAAACCAGUCUAUUUACGCGAUAUAACAACGAAACCUAUAAAAUCAAAACGAUCGCCAAAAUACGACCGCUCGCGCCGUGCAACGAAAAUAAUAUGCGCGCAUUGUGGGAUAUUGACAAAAUAUAUAUGUUCACACAUGCUUAUUCAUACAGGUGUCAAAAAAUUUAAAUGUGAAAACGAAAAAUGUAAUAAAAGAUUCUUUACUCGAGGACAUUUGAAUGCACACAUCAAGAUUCAUUUUCCAAAUCCAGAUGCUGCAUAUAAAUGUGACCACUGUACUGCGGUUUUUACACAACAGACACGACUAGUCAGUCACAUGUCAACACACACAGACAACAGGCCACAUAUUUGCGAUAUUUGUCAAAGGAAUUUUAAACGGCCAAGUACGCUUACACGACACAAACUUAUACACACAAUCCCGAUGUGUAAGUGUGAAGUGUGUGGAAUUGGGUUCAGAACGAAGUCAGCGCUGAGGCACCACCAGCGUGUACACACGGGAGAACGUCCAUUCAAUUGUAAAAUAUGUUCACAGCCUUACAGUUACAAACGUGACUUUAACAUGCACUGUUUAAAAAAACACGGAGUAUUUCUGAAGCAUAGGGACAUAUAUGUUAUGGAUGAGGAAACUAUGCAACGUGAAAGAGCUUUAAUGAAGGACUUGUUAUUUAAAGUGGAAAGUGGAUUGAAAAUCAAUGAAAUAACAAAUCCCUUUAAAGGUCCGCACGCGGCAAUCGCUUUUGAAAUGGCAAUGAAGUUUUUAAAAGAAAAUAAAAUGCCUAUUGAUUAUUUCUGAAAAUUAUUAUGUAGU
Molecule: messenger RNA, 2081 nt
Organism: Zerene cesonia (dogface butterfly)
Lineage: Eukaryota; Metazoa; Arthropoda; Insecta; Lepidoptera; Pieridae
Product: zinc finger protein 85-like
Exons: 8
Coding region: 1149-2066 (305 amino acids)
Biological process (GO): regulation of transcription by RNA polymerase II
Cellular component (GO): nucleus
Molecular function (GO): DNA-binding transcription factor activity, RNA polymerase II-specific; zinc ion binding; RNA polymerase II cis-regulatory region sequence-specific DNA binding
Source: RefSeq, a predicted model, not a curated record